GAGGCGGAGGCCAUGGCUCCACCGUGGAAACAAGAACGGCCUUAUGUUUCCCCUGGGUCCCCUCGGUCCUGUUCUUCUGUGGACCUGGCUAGGCCUGAGUGGGCGAGCGCGUGACAUCUUUCCGUGGCUCUCAGGAUACCGGGGGGACCCCGGCGGUCGCGUGCCCCACUCCCCGCUCUCGUGGGCUGCUAGUCUCGCCAGGUCUUGCGUCCGGCUUUGGCGGGGCUCUCGGCCUGUCGGCCUGAGUCGCCCGGGUCUGGCAGCAAACGUUUAGUAAAAGACGAGACGCCAGGUGGAGGACGCGUGUAGUCAUUUGCUUCAGAGGUUUCCAGACCAGAAGCUUGAUUUGUUAGACGCUCCUCCUCACCGCAGAGAAAGGCAGCAUCGCCUUUUUAGCCGGAGCUUGCUAGGAAUGAGAGUAAACAAUGUUUACGAUGUGGAUAAUAAGACGUAUCUUAUUCGUCUUCAAAAACCAGACUUUAAAGCUACACUUUUACUUGAAUCUGGCAUACGAAUUCACACGACAGAAUUUGAAUGGCCUAAGAAUAUGAUGCCGUCUAGUUUUGCCAUGAAGUGCCGAAAACAUUUGAAGAGUCGGAGAUUAGUCAGUGCAAAACAGCUUGGUGUGGAUAGAAUUGUGGAUUUUCAAUUUGGAAGUGACGAAGCUGCUUAUCACUUAAUCAUUGAGCUGUAUGACAGGGGGAACAUUGUUCUUACAGAUUAUGAGUACCUAAUUUUAAAUAUCCUAAGAUUUCGAACUGAUGAGUCAGAUGAUGUUAAAUUUGCUGUUCGUGAACACUAUCCAGUUGAUCAUGCUAGAGCUGCCGAACCUUUGCUUACCUUGGAAAGAUUGACUGAAAUAAUAGCCAGUGCACCUAAGGGUGAACUACUGAAGAGAGUUCUUAACCCAUUACUUCCCUGUGGACCAGCUCUCAUUGAACACUGUCUUAUAGAAAAUGGAUUCUCUGGCAAUGUCAAACUGGAUGAAAAAUUUGAAAGUAAGGAUAUUGAAAAAGUACUUGUUUGUCUUCAGAAAGCAGAAGAGUAUAUGAAAACAACAUCCAACUUCAGUGGAAAGGGGUAUAUCAUUCAGAAAAGAGAAAUAAAACCAAGCCUAGAAGUAGAUAAACCAACCGAAGACAUACUCACGUAUGAGGAAUUUCAUCCUUUCUUGUUUUCUCAACAUUCACAAUGUCCAUAUAUAGAAUUUGAAUCAUUUGACAAGGCCGUAGAUGAAUUUUAUUCCAAGAUAGAAGGUCAGAAAAUAGAUUUAAAAGCUUUACAACAGGAAAAACAAGCAUUGAAGAAAUUAGAUAAUGUCCGAAAGGAUCAUGAAAACAGAUUAGAAGCUCUUCAGCAGGCUCAGGAAAUAGACAAACUUAAAGGAGAGCUUAUAGAAAUGAACCUACAAAUAGUUGACAGAGCCAUUCAGGUUGUUCGAAGUGCUUUAGCCAACCAGAUAGACUGGACAGAAAUUGGGUUAAUUGUGAAAGAAGCCCAAGCUCAAGGAGACCCUGUUGCAAAUGCAAUCAAAGAAUUAAAACUACAAACAAAUCAUGUUACAAUGCUGCUAAGAAAUCCAUACUUGUUAUCAGAGGAGGAAGAUGAUGAUGUUGAUGGUGACGUCAGUACUGAGAAAAAUGAAACCGAACCACCAAAAGGAAAAAAGAAAAAGCAAAAGAAUAAACAACUGCAGAAGCCUCAGAAAAAUAGGCCAUUGCUUGUUGAUGUUGAUCUCAGCUUGUCAGCAUAUGCCAAUGCCAAAAAGUAUUAUGAUCACAAGAGAUAUGCUGCUAAGAAAACACAGAAGACUGUUGAAGCUGCUGAGAAGGCGUUCAAAUCAGCAGAAAAGAAAACAAAGCAAACCUUAAAAGAAGUCCAGACAGUUACCUCUAUUCAAAAAGCAAGAAAAAUAUAUUGGUUUGAGAAAUUCCUCUGGUUCAUUAGCUCAGAGAACUAUCUAAUUAUUGGUGGACGAGAUCAGCAACAGAAUGAAAUAAUUGUGAAAAGAUACUUGACACCAGGGGACAUUUAUGUACAUGCUGACCUUCAUGGAGCAACUAGCUGUGUAAUUAAGAAUCCAACAGGAGAACCAAUUCCCCCUCGGACCUUGACUGAAGCCGGCACGAUGGCACUUUGCUACAGUGCUGCUUGGGAUGCACGAGUUAUCACUAGUGCUUGGUGGGUGUACCAUCAUCAGGUGUCUAAAACAGCACCAACUGGAGAAUAUUUGACAACAGGAAGCUUCAUGAUAAGAGGAAAAAAGAAUUUCCUUCCUCCCUCACAUCUAAUGAUGGGGUUUAGCUUCCUCUUUAAGGUAGAUGAGUCUUGUAUUUGGAGACAUCGGGGUGAACGAAAAGUCAGAGUGCAGGAUGAAGACAUGGAGACAUUGGCGAUUUGCACAAGUGAACUCAUAUCAGAGGAAAUGGAACAACUAGAUGGAGGUGACAGUAGCAGUGAAGAAGAUAAAGAGGAAUUACAUGAAACUCCUGUGGAAGUGGAACUUGUGACUCAGGUUGACCAAGGGGAUAUUACUACUCAGAGUGGUGGUGAUGAGCUAAAUGAACUAAUUCAGGAAGAAAGCUCUGAAGAUGAAGGAGAAUCUGAGGAGGUGGUAAAGCAUCAGGAACCUGUUGGUGAAAUGAAGGAUGAAGGGGAAGAGACAUUACAUUAUCCUGAUACUUCCAUUGACUUGUCCCACCUUCAAUCCCAAAGGUCUCUCCAGAAAUUGGCUUCAAAAGAGGAAUCUUCUAAUAUGAGCGACAGUAAAUUGCAGAGCCGGAGGCAUUUGUCAGCCAAGGAAAGAAGGGAAAUGAAGAAAAAAAAGCUUCCAAGUGACUCAGGGGAUUUAGAAAUGAUAGAAGGAAAGGACAAAGAAAAAGAAAAUGCUCUACACAUUGAAACUCCUCAGAACACCAGCAAAAAUGUCCCGGCUGUGCAGCCAAUGAAACGAGGACAAAAGAGUAAAAUGAAAAAAAUGAAGGAAAAGUACAAGGACCAAGAUGAAGAAGAACGUGAGCUCAUCAUGAAAUUGCUAGGGUCUGCAGGUUCAAACAAAGAAGAAAAAGGGAAGAAGGGGAAGAAAGGUAAAAUAAAGGAUGAACCAGUGAAGAAACAGCCCCAGAAACCUAAAGGCGGACCAAGAGUUUCAGACAACAUAAAGAAAGAAACUCCAUCCCUUGAAGUUACAACUCAUGAGUUACAAGACUUGGCUGUAGAUGAUCCACAUGAUGACAAGGAAGAGCAAGAUCUGGACCAACAGGGAAAUGAGGAAAAUCUGUUUGACUCUUUGACGGGGCAGCCACAUCCUGAAGAUGUACUCCUGUUUGCCAUUCCAAUAUGUGCCCCAUACAACACCAUGACAAACUAUAAAUACAAAGUGAAACUUACUCCUGGAGUUCAGAAAAAGGGAAAAGCUGCAAAAACAGCCUUGAAUAGUUUCAUGCAUUCCAAGGAAGCAACAGCAAGAGAAAAAGACUUAUUCCGCAGUGUAAAGGUAAAGUAUUCCUCUAGAAACUUCUGGAGACUGGUGUUGCAAUUAAAAAUGUUAGCAGUUAUUGCUUUGUUAGUAGAUGGAACCUGCAGCUAUUAUUUUGGUAGAAAAUGCGGUCUUACUAGAAGCAAUAUAAAAUAAGUAAAAUCAUAUUGGGUGAAAAUUUUAGAAAUGCCAUUCUUUUGACAGCAGAGGACAUAUAAUUGUCAUAAAAGAAAAUAUGAUUGUGAAGAUACUCAGCAAUUCUUUUUUUUAGGACACGGAUUUAUCAAGAAACAUUCCUGGCAAAGUGAAAGUGUCUGCACCCAAUCUUCUGAAUGUAAAAAGAAAAUAGCUGAAAUGAAAUCCUAAAAUAUUUGAGAAGAGUCAAUUUUAUAGCCUUUUGGAAGUUCAGAGAUGAAAACAUCAUGUAACAAGACUUCCGCAUUUAAAAAUAAACUAAACGUUGCCUUGUA
Orcinus orca (killer whale) is the source of this 3948-nucleotide messenger RNA. It is a transcript of the gene NEMF, whose product is annotated as nuclear export mediator factor. The record is from RefSeq and is a predicted model, not a curated record. Gene Ontology annotation, cellular component: RQC complex. The transcript has 32 exons. Gene Ontology annotation, molecular function: ribosomal large subunit binding; tRNA binding. Gene Ontology annotation, biological process: ribosome-associated ubiquitin-dependent protein catabolic process; rescue of stalled cytosolic ribosome. The coding region runs from base 413 to 3634 and encodes 1073 amino acids. NCBI's taxonomy places the organism in Eukaryota, Metazoa, Chordata, Mammalia, Artiodactyla, Delphinidae.